Canariomyces notabilis is the source of this 1411-nucleotide messenger RNA. RefSeq lists its product as uncharacterized. The transcript has a single exon. NCBI's taxonomy places the organism in Eukaryota, Fungi, Ascomycota, Sordariomycetes, Sordariales, Chaetomiaceae. Bases 371 to 1294 code for a protein of 307 amino acids. The record is from RefSeq and is a predicted model, not a curated record.
CCAUGCUUCUGGUUCUUGCAUUGAUUCUGUUAUUAUUCUUGGCAUCGCAAUGCCGCUAAAACCAAGUCUUGCCUUGGAAGUACCCCAGUUGAUAUCAGGCACGCCAAGCUUAAUGCUACUGUGAACCAGAAUACUGGAUGUCUUGGACCUGAUACCAUUUGAGCCAGCACCAGUCCUUCAAGGAUGUGUUGCACACAUCGGACCUCCGGCCUACUCGUCAGCAACAUCAAGGAAAUCAGGGUUGGUAACCAUCGGAAGGCUCAUGCAUGUGAGCAUUUGCCUUUGCCCAUAGCCCAACCUCUCCCCGUUACCUUCGGGGUCUCUUCUUUAUGAUUGAGCCUAGUCGGACUACGGGAAAACCAACCUGAAGAUGAAGUGCACAAUCUCUGCGAUAAUUCCCCUAGUCCUCUGGAUUGCGUCCGCGUCUGCGGCAGACGGAGACGAUGGCUACUUUGGCUACCGCCUGGACAAACGCGGCGACCCCGAGUCCGCCAUCUAUGAAACGGCAAACACCGAUCCUGGCGUCGUCCUCAGCGAGGUCCCGGACGUCUACCUCAACGCCUCGGUGAGCGUUGGCAUUAUAGACAUCGAAGUCGACAACAUCACAGCCAAAGUCAAUCUCGAUGCGCAAGUCCUCAAACUCCUGCGCAUCAACGCCGGCGUCGACGCAAGCAUCGACCGCGUCAAACUGACCAUCGAGAACGUGAGCGCCAAGGUCGAACUUGAAGCGCGGCUGGGCAACGUCGUGCGCAUGGUAGACGACGUGCUGACCAGCAUCGACCUGAACCCCAUCAUUGCGACCCUGGGACAGGAGGUGGCCGAGAUAGUCAACAACACGCUCGGCGACAUCGGCGACACGCUCGGCGGGGGCGGCGGCAGCGGCAGCAACUCCUCGGCAGCCAACGCCAAGCGCUCAUCGGAACUGCCCUUCACUAUCGAGCACAACGUGCUCUACAGCGUCAACGACUAUCAAGGCAACGCCCAUCGCAACCGGGUACUGGCGCAAAACGGGGACCUGGUCGACGAGUAUCUCGACAAUGACGGGAACGAGCAGCGCCGCGAGGUCGUCGGCUACUACGACCGCGACAUGACCUUUAACGGACACAACAAGACCAUUGAGGUAGACGGCGAGGUGCGCGAGUACGAGCUGCAGUAUGUCUAUAAUCCCUUCCCGGGGAUUGAGGUUACCAGUUGGAUCUACACGGAUACGGCUGGCAAGGUGACAAGGACUCAGGUCAUUGCUGAGGCGCAGGGAGGGGGGACGAGUACGAUUAGUAAUGAUUCGGAUUUGUAGUGUAAGGAGCUGGAGGUGGGUUGGUGCUGUUGCGGGCUAUAGGUGGUUAGGUAGCGAGUAGUGUCCGGUGCUAGGUGUAUAGGGAUGAAUCCAACCGAAUUACCAGGUAGACUGGAA